GAUGAAGCUUCAGACCAACACCUUUUUGCGUCUCCCACCUUUGAAAUCUUCGCAGGCAGUGUUCUUGGCGAUGCAGAUAAACAAACGCCUUUCAUUCUCUUCUCCAAGCAGACGGGGGGAUCAGACGUUGGAAAAAGCUUAUGGACAAAUGGUCUCGAAUUGAACCUAGUGGCUGGUAAGGUCCAAUUUCUCGUCCACUGUAUGAAGGACAUGCCCACGACGCUGCCACCGAAAUGUCUCCUUGGAGCUGUCCCCGAGCGUGAGGACUGUUCUGAUGCCGUCAUAAUGAGAUCUGACUUGGAUUUCACAUCUAUCGAUCAAUUACCACCUGGCUCCAAAGUUGGAUCGAGUUCUUCGAGGAGAAGAGCCUUAGUUCGGCGAAAUUGGCCUCAUUUAGAGGUGGCAGAAUGUCGCGGCAAUGUAGAUACUCGCCUUGCCAAGCUUGACGCACCUUCUUCACCGUUUUCAUGCAUUCUCUUGGCGACUGCAGGACUAUCACGCCUAGGACUCGAACAUCGAAUCACGCAACGACUUGAUCCUAGUGUGUUCCCUUAUGCGGUUGGACAAGGAGCACUCGGUGUCGAAGUUAGCACAGACCGUCCAGAUAUUCUACAGCUUGUUCAACAUGUCGACCAUAAGCCGUCCAGAUGGCGUGGCAUGGCAGAGAGGGCGAUGCUUCGAAGCCUUCAAGGAGGAUGCUCAUCCUCAAUUGGUGUUUGCUCUUCUUUUGAGCCCCUGAAAGAAAAUGAAUCCGCAGACAAAGAACAACGAGGUCCCGGUAGCGGCACUCUUCGCCUCCAAGCCACGGUCAUCCAUAUUGAAGGAAACUCGGAGAUAUUUGCUGAGGAUGCGAGCACUGUCCUGUGCGAUGACGAAGCAGAACAACUAGGUGUCUCGGUCGCGGAUAUGCUUCUUGAAAAGGGGACGCGAGAUCUAUUGCCAAAACAAUCAUAA
Molecule: messenger RNA, 954 nt
Organism: Penicillium canescens
Lineage: Eukaryota; Fungi; Ascomycota; Eurotiomycetes; Eurotiales; Aspergillaceae
Product: Tetrapyrrole biosynthesis hydroxymethylbilane synthase
Exons: 2
Biological process (GO): heme biosynthetic process
Cellular component (GO): cytoplasm
Molecular function (GO): hydroxymethylbilane synthase activity
Source: RefSeq, a predicted model, not a curated record